Morus notabilis is the source of this 1582-nucleotide messenger RNA. RefSeq names its product protein PHR1-LIKE 3. Gene Ontology annotation, molecular function: DNA binding; DNA-binding transcription factor activity. The record is from RefSeq and is a predicted model, not a curated record. The transcript has 7 exons. Lineage: Eukaryota; Viridiplantae; Streptophyta; Magnoliopsida; Rosales; Moraceae. The coding region runs from base 272 to 1204 and encodes 310 amino acids.
ACCAAAAUAGUGCAGAUUUUGCCUCUCUUUCAUCUUCCUCUCUCUCUCUCCUCAAACAUUGAGAAGAAGAGAGAGAAACUGAAGACAGAGACGCAACAAAAAGACAAGCCUCUUUUCUCUUCUCCUCACUGCAUGACCUUGUUUGAUCACUUUCUCUCUCUAUGACCCAUUUGAGUAAAAACCCAUCACUGAUAUAAUCUUCUCAUAUUCCCUCUCUCUUUUCUCUAACUUUCUGGGGCUCCGAGCACCGACCCAGGUGGAGAAGAGAAGAAUGUACUCAAGCAUCCAUUCUCUGCCGUUGGAUGGAGUUGGGGAUUAUCAGGGAUCGUUGGAUGGGAUGAACUUGCCCGGUGACGGUUGCCUUGUUCUGACGACGGAUCCCAAGCCAAGGCUUCGAUGGACUGCUGAGCUCCAUGACAGAUUUGUUGACGCCGUCACCCAGCUUGGCGGUCCUGAUAAAGCAACACCCAAGACUAUUAUGAGAACGAUGGGAGUAAAAGGCCUUACUCUUUAUCACUUGAAAUCACAUCUUCAGAAAUACAGAUUGGGGAAGCAAUCAUGCAAGGAUUCUACUGAAAACUCUAAGGAUGUUGGAGCUGCAGCCUCUUGCAUCGCAGAAAGUCAGGACACCGGCUCAUCUACGUCGUCCACGUCAAGAGUUAUAGCACAAGACAUUAAUGAUGGUUACCAGGUUACCGAGGCUUUGCGAGUACAAAUGGAAGUCCAACGAAGACUUCAUGAGCAGCUGGAGGUGCAACGUCGUCUUCAACUUCGGAUUGAAGCACAGGGAAAAUACCUUCAAUCCAUACUCGAGAAAGCUUGUAAAGCGCUGAACGACCAGGCUGCGGUAUCAGCUGGGCUUGAAGCUGCAAGGGCAGAGCUUUCUGAACUAGCCAUUAAGGUGUCAAGUGACUGCCAAGAAAUGGCUCCAACUGAUACGCUAAGAAUGCCUUGCUUGUCCGACAUUACUGUGGCUUUGGAUAAUAAAGCCGCUGGUACAAGCAUGCUGGCCCGCCUCGGCAACUGGUCGAUUGACGGUGGGUUGACAUCAACCGGAAGCCCGGUUUCCCCAAUGGGUAUGAGUUCGCAGGCUGCUGCCAUGAUGAUGAAGAAAAGACCAAGACCCUUCCUUGGCAAUGGAGAGCUAAUGCCCUUGGAGGGCAACAUGAGGCAAGAAGUGGAAUGGAUGACCAAUAUUGGGUGAAUCAGUUAUCCUUUGAAAAUGGAGUCAUUUUUAUUUUUAUUUUUAUUUUCCUGCUUGUGUAGUUCUAGAUGUGGCAUCCUUUUUAUGGUUUUGUAUAAUCUGAGGUUUGUAUAUUGGUAAAAGCAGGUCUUUUGAUGUGGGGGAAACCUUUCAAUCAAUUUAGAUUUGCUAGUUUUACACGCAGAGAAAAUGUUCUAAUUUCCUUUUCAUUUUAUUUUCAUAAAGCUUAUGCUUCUCGUGAUUCCCGUCAAAUGUACAUUGAAACAUGAGUCAAAAGACUUUAAGCAAGCAACUUUAGCACAGGAACAAUGUUAAGUAUCGGAGGCGGUGAGCACCACCUAAUAAUAGAAGGUGAAUCUCGCGGUAUAAAAUAUGUAA